Penicillium canescens is the source of this 1864-nucleotide messenger RNA. RefSeq names its product 40S ribosomal uS11 domain-containing protein. Gene Ontology annotation, biological process: translation; maturation of SSU-rRNA from tricistronic rRNA transcript (SSU-rRNA, 5.8S rRNA, LSU-rRNA); ribosomal small subunit assembly. The record is from RefSeq and is a predicted model, not a curated record. Gene Ontology annotation, cellular component: cytosolic small ribosomal subunit; ribosome. Lineage: Eukaryota; Fungi; Ascomycota; Eurotiomycetes; Eurotiales; Aspergillaceae. The transcript has 7 exons. Gene Ontology annotation, molecular function: mRNA 5'-UTR binding; structural constituent of ribosome; small ribosomal subunit rRNA binding. The coding region runs from base 44 to 1864 and encodes 606 amino acids.
CUUCUCUGUUCCGUAUUCCAUCCACUAACCACCAACCGUCGCAAUGGCUCCCAGCAAGAAGGCUCCCGCUGCCGCCAAGGAGAACGUCUCCCUCGGCCCCCUCGCCGGUGAUGGCAAGCUCGUUUUCGGCGUUGCCCGUAUCUUCGCCUCCUUCAACGAUACCUUCGUUCACGUUACCGAUCUCUCCGGUCGCGAAACCAUCUGCCGUGUCACCGGUGUCCUCCCCUACGCCGCCAUGCUGGCUGCUCAGGACGUCGCUGUCCGCUGCAAGGAGCUCGGCAUCAACGCCCUCCACAUCAAGAUCCGUGCCACUGGUGGUAACGGCACCAAGACCCCCGGCCCCGGUGCCCAGUCCGCUCUCCGUGCCCUUGCUCGUUCCGGUAUGCGCAUUGGCCGUAUCGAGGACGUCACCCCCACUCCUUCCGACUCUACUCGUCGCAAGGGUGGUCGCCGUGGUCGCCGUCUCGCAACACCAAGCGCCAACCAGCGCGUCAUAAUCAGCUCCCAGCAGACUGAACCUGCCAACCUCGAGCUCAAUCCACCAAGACACCAAAAUGACAACUCACAAACCGACACCGACAAUCCUCCUCCCAGACCUCCCCCCAAAACCCUGGUCGGCAUCGACCUGAUAACCUUCACCUCAACCGCAAACUUCCACGGCAUCCGCGACCUCCCCCAGGCUGGCACUUCCUCUACACAGGCGCAACAGAAACCCUCUCCCUCCGCAGCGGCGCAUGGACUUGUACCGCAAAGCCAAACACAGCGGCAGAACCAUCUCGCGCCGGAAAUAUACAUUUGGAAAUGGAGUGCCAAAUCCGAAUCUUUGCUUUCGCUGAAUGGAGAGAGCGAUUCUGUUCGGCAGGAAGCUAUGCGCUACAAGGCUAAUCUGGGUGCUGUUUGGCAGAGUGGGGGUCUGUUUCGGUAUCGGAGUCGGAUUUCGAGGUCUAUGCUUGUUAAGUCGAAAUAUGAGGCCGAGAAGAGUGAAGACCGAGAUGACGGUCAAGAUAAUGAUCAGGAACCGGUUUUGGCUCAGUCCGCGGCUCAGGUUGAGGAUGAUGAGGAGACUGAGGAGAAUGGACGGAGGGAUUGGUUUGGGUUGACGGAUCGAAUCUCACCGGUCCUGUUAUCGCGCGUUUUUGGGGAUCCUGAGGUGGAUGUUGAUGGUCAUCCGCGAUGGGUGUUGACGUCUGCCUCUACAGCUAACCGUGAUGCGGACCAUAUUCCUGGCGUUGACUCGCCUGCAGAAGGCACGGAAGGUCCCGAGGCAGGCGGAGAACAGGAACGGGAGUUCGGGUUUCUUCCAAUUGAUCUGAAGCGGACGUGGAGAGAAGGUGCUGUUGGGCGUGAAAGGACAGAAGCUGCGCAGGACCGGUCUUGGGCUCUGGGAGAGCUGAUUGAUCGGUAUUCUGGGGAUGCUUCUGGGGGAACCAGGCUUCUUGAGCUCAUUCUCACCUCUCGGCGGGCAAUUCUCGAUAGGGACGAGUUUAUGAGUGAGGUUCUACGGUUACUGGCUUUACAGCUGCAGCGGUGUGAUGAUGUUGAUGGUGGACUUUUCGAGAUUGAUGGAUAUGAUGGUGGAGCGUUCUUGCGCAAGCUUCUCACGAAGCUUCGACAAUCUGUUGAUGAGCUUGUUGGCAAUAGACAAGAUUCCAUGGUCAAAAUUGAGCUUGACAAGCUUGAGGAAUGGCUGAGGAUUGAAUAUGAUUGGGAGCUGCAUCGCGAAGCCAUUCUCCGCCGGGGUAUGCUUCAACUGGAGGACGGCGAGGAGGUGGAGAUGGACAUGGAGGAGAAUGAUGAGGAUGAGGAGACUGGAGAAUAUGCUCCUAUGAUUGUUGAUCUAGGAGAUGGAGAUAUGCAUGUAUAA